CGGAUAAGAGUAUAAUUGGUAGAUAAUAGCACUGUGACCGAAAUGGCAACUUUAUUCUUUCGGAUCUUCUUAGUUUUGUGUUGGUAUGGUGGACUGUUCAAUAUGAUGGAGCAGAAUUUCAACUGUAAGGAUGUGCGCCACAUCGCGACACGAAUUAAUGAAAGAUAUUGUAUCACUACGUAUGGCUCACGAACGACUUGUUGCGAAUUGCACGAUAGCAUCUGCGGAUACUAAGAAAGUAUGUGUAAGAAUGUAUCAAUACCUAUCUACUCAAGCUAAAGCUUACAACGCGUUUUUGUUUAAUUCGAUAGCUUUAAAAAAUGUAUUGAACAAAAAAGCAUUCUGUGUUUGUGACGCAAUGAUGCAGCUUUGAGCUAGAUGUGGUCAAUGAGCGUGCGUGUAAGGAAGCAUACCGGCAUGAGCAUGUGAACGUCGCGGUCCUGAAAAAAAUGUACGCCGCUUGUUUCUGCAGCGUGAGUAUUUAAAAAGAAA
This is a messenger RNA of Plasmopara halstedii, 492 nucleotides long. RefSeq lists its product as uncharacterized. NCBI's taxonomy places the organism in Eukaryota, Oomycota, Peronosporomycetes, Peronosporales, Peronosporaceae. The record is from RefSeq and is a predicted model, not a curated record.